Knipowitschia caucasica is the source of this 414-nucleotide messenger RNA. The record is from the annotation of a GenBank genome assembly. NCBI's taxonomy places the organism in Eukaryota, Metazoa, Chordata, Actinopteri, Gobiiformes, Gobiidae.
AUGGCUGACAAAUACCGUGAGAUCGGAUUUGCCCAACAAAUACUUGGUCUAAAUUUGGUACCAAGAAAAAACGGUUCUCUUGGAAACGACACCUCUUUGAGCGACUUCUCGGAGAUGUGGUAUGGAGUGUUCCUGUGGGCAGCUGUUUCGUCUCUGAUGUUCCACCUUCCUGCUGCACUGUUGUCUUUGGCCACUCUGCGCCAACAUAAAAUCGCCCGCUUCAUGCCCAUCGCCAUCACUCUUAUGGGCAUCAUUGGACCGCUCUGUGGAGGGGUUCUCACCAGUGCUGCUAUUGCUGGUGUGUACAAGGCUGCAGGGAAGAAGAUGAUCUCUCUUGAAGCUCUGGUCUUUGGUGUGGGCCAGUCAUUUUGCGUUCUCAUAAUAUCUUUCCUCAGGAUUUUAGCUACUCUUUAG